Haemonchus placei is the source of this 759-nucleotide messenger RNA. Lineage: Eukaryota; Metazoa; Nematoda; Chromadorea; Rhabditida; Trichostrongylidae. The record is from the annotation of a GenBank genome assembly.
AUGAAUUUUGGUGACACACUCUCGGGUGCUGAAUAUUUAGCAUCUAUCUAUGGUACCGAAAAAGAUAAAGUCAACUGCUCCUUCUUCUUCAAGACUGGAGCUUGCCGGCACGGUGACAAGUGUUCCCGAGCCCAUCACACUCCAACAUUCUCGCCUACAAUUUUGCUCAAGAAUUUCUAUCACAAUCCCGUUGUAGACGUACGACAAGCGGAUGCGUUUGACAAGGUUGGAAGGAAAAACGAGGAAGAACAGAGAUAUUUCGAUGAGUUUUACGAAGAAGUUUUCACGGAACUUGAAAGAAAGUAUGGUGAAGUGGAGGAAAUUAAUGUGUGCGAAAACAUUGGCGAGCACAUGGUGGGCAACGUCUACGUGAAGUUUGUGCGGGAGGAAGAUGCGGACAGAGCUUGUCGUGAUCUCAACGACAAUCGUUGGUUCAAUGGAGCUCCAAUUUACGCGGAAUUGUGUCCGGUAACAGACUUUCGUGAGUCUCGUUGUCGCCAACAUGAAGUGAUUACCUGCUCCAAGGGAGGAUUCUGCAAUUUUAUGCAUCUCAAAGCAAUCAGUCCUGCCCUUGGAGAGAAGUUGUUUGGAAGGCGUGGAAGACGUGCCGAUUCGGCAGGCCACUAUCCAUCUCUUCGUGGAGUCUCAGGUGGCGGUGGUGGUCGUGAUCGAGACCGCCAUGAAAGGGAGCGACGACGAGAUAGAUCUCCUUACAGGGAAAGAAGACGCAGUCGUGAUCGAGAUCGCAGACGUUAUUGA